AUGGUAGAAGAUUUGAAAUUGAGAAGUAAACCGAGAACAAAUGCCAACAGACUCACCUGGUCAAGGCGUGACGUAGGAAAUAACUCCCCAAAGGAGCAACCAAAAAUUUGGGGCACUCACAAUGGUGCUGCCGACACCAACGGCGCUCAGACCAAACACGAAUCGCUCGGUAUGACUUCGGCCAUCAGUUUAGCGAAACCGAAACCGGAAGAUCUGCAGAAAACUGCCGAACUGGAAAAGGCUCUCGAACCGAACGGCGUGCUUGAGGAUGAAUCGAGCCAGAAUCACCGUCAGGAGAUUCUGGCCAAGCUGAACACUCUCGUUAAGCAUUGGGUACGAGAUGUGUCGAUUGCUAAAAAUGUGCCGAAGACAGUGGCCGAAAAGUUGGGUGCUAAGAUCUACACUUUCGGUUCGUACCGAUUGGGGGUUCACCACAAGGAUGCGGAUAUUGACGCGCUCUGUGUUGCGCCACGCAACAUUGAGCGGGCCGACUAUUUCGGAUCGUUUCUCAAAAUGUUAGAGAAACAACCGGAAGUGACUGAGUGCCGGGCCGUGGAAGAGGCUUUUGUACCCGUAAUUAAAAUGAGCUUCGAUGGAAUCGAGAUCGAUCUGCUGUUCGCUCGCCUAUCACUGCAGCAAAUUCCUGACAACUUAGAUUUGCGCGACAAUAUGCAUUUAAAAAAUUUGGACCCCAAAUCAGUGCGCAGUUUGAACGGGUGCCGAGUUACGGAUGAGAUUCUGCGGUUGGUUCCAAAUAUAGACAAUUUUCGUUUGGCACUGCGUGCCAUCAAGCUGUGGGCAAAAAAUCACGGCAUCUAUUCCAAUUCAUUGGGCUACUUCGGUGGUGUAUCAUGGGCUAUGCUGGUUGCCAGAACUUGUCAACUGUAUCCUAAUGCGGCCGCAGCCACUCUGGUGCAUAAAUUCUUCCUUGUGUUCUCCCACUGGGCGUGGCCCCAGCCAGUGCUGUUGAAACAACCGGAUAACUUCAGCCUUGGCUUCCAGGUAUGGGACCCUCAGGUGAAUCCACAGGAUCGGCUCCAUUUGAUGCCGAUCAUUACGCCUGUGUAUCCACAACAAAAUUCUACAUUCAACGUUUCCAGAUCGACACGAAAGGUGAUAAUGAACGAGAUUACCCAGGGUUUGCAGCUAACAGAAGAAAUUAUGGUCAACAAGGCUGCAUGGGACAAGCUAUUUGAAACGCCAAGUUUCUUUUACAAAUAUCGUCACUUUAUUGUGCUCUUGGUAACAACCAACAACGCAAACGAUCAUCUGGAAUGGUGCGGACUGGUCGAGUCCAGGAUUCGGCAUCUGAUUCUGAACCUGGAGCGCAAUCCACACAUCAAUUUAGCCCAAGUAAAUCCUAAAUGUUUUAAACAGUACGAGAACGCUCCGCAGGGCGCGAACGGACUGGCUAAGGAGCUAUGUACUUUAUGGUUUAUCGGCUUAGAGUUCGAAAAGUCUGAACAUUUAAAUGUUGACUUGACCGGGAGCAUUCAAAGUUUCACCGAUGCAGUACACAAACAUGCUGUCAACAUAAAGAUGCUCAAGAAUGGGAUGAAAUUCGAAGCUCGUUACGUCCGACGGAAGCAGUUAAGUGAGUAUUUGGAGCCGACCCUACUGAAGCGGGACAGAAAAAAUUCAGAUUCGGGCGUUGUGCUCGCCUUGAAUAAAUCGUUGACACAAAAUGGUGAAACUACUUCGACUAGUAAGCGCCGCUUGUCAGAGAUAGGACUGACGGCCACAGCGAUGAACAAGAAAGCAAGAAACGAUUCCGAUUCGAGCGAGUGA
This is a messenger RNA of Sabethes cyaneus, 1788 nucleotides long. Its product is annotated as poly(A) polymerase type 3-like. Lineage: Eukaryota; Metazoa; Arthropoda; Insecta; Diptera; Culicidae. The coding region runs from base 1 to 1788 and encodes 595 amino acids. Gene Ontology annotation, molecular function: RNA binding; poly(A) RNA polymerase activity. The record is from RefSeq and is a predicted model, not a curated record. The transcript is spliced from 3 exons. Gene Ontology annotation, cellular component: nucleus.